GUCUGCUCUUACCACAUUAGUGAAUGAUCGCCCACGAACCUGGCACCAAUUUGUUCCUGAGUUACGGCUGCAGAUCAAUUCGGCUAUUCACCGGACGACUGGAGAGCAACCCCUGUAUAUGCUAACAGGCCGCCAUGCUAACUUCCAGAUUGGUCUCACCAAUGAAGCCGUGUUUGAUGAAAACAUAAAUUUGCAAGCACGUUUACAAGAGGCCCGUCAAGCAGCUGUGAAAGCCUCAAAGGAAGCACGUCAAGUCUAUGGAAAGCAGUACGACAAAGGAAAGAAGGUGGAAUUCCAGCCGACUGAAGGUGCAUUGGUGUGGUACUUUGAGCACAGGCACAAGAUGGGCAGUCUACCUCCUCUCACCAGGAAAUGGAGAGGUCCUGCCAGGAUUACGAGACGACUAGGUCCAGUUGCUUUUGAGAUUGAAGACCUCGAAACAGAAGUCCAGUUAAAAGCCCACCUGAAUCACCUGAAGGCUUAUCAUCCACCGGCAGAACUGUCAUAUGGCACGAGUGACAGUGAUGGAGAAGAGGAUGAUGAUAGAGAUGAUCCGAACCCGCCAAACCCAGACGCAAACGACCCUUGGGUUGCUGUGCUGACCUCUCUGGUGAUGGAGCCAGGGUUUGAUGCCGAUAGGCGUGACUGCCGAGACACGCGACCCUCAAGAAACCUGCACCCAGAUGAGCAGAUGAUGCAGCACUAACUCCUUUUUGUAUUGUUUGUAUUGUCUGUUUAUGAUUUAAUGUGCAAGACACGUUCAGCUGUCUGCACUAUGUUAGUCUAUUGAGGCAAGUAACGGGGCUCAGGCCAACCUUUCUUCUGUUUCAGGUUGUCUCCGCUUUCUGCUUCGACCCAUGGUUAUGGGAGGAUUGUGGAGGUUCUUCAAACCUCGCCUCAGAGAGACACAGCAGAAUCCAGAUGGGGUGUCCAGAUCUCCUUUUUAUUUUCAUUAGCGUUUUACCCCUGCUCACUUUUAGUUAAG
Penaeus monodon (black tiger shrimp) is the source of this 985-nucleotide messenger RNA. RefSeq lists its product as uncharacterized. The transcript has a single exon. The coding region runs from base 119 to 706 and encodes 195 amino acids. The record is from RefSeq and is a predicted model, not a curated record. Lineage: Eukaryota; Metazoa; Arthropoda; Malacostraca; Decapoda; Penaeidae.